Diachasmimorpha longicaudata is the source of this 2739-nucleotide messenger RNA. RefSeq lists its product as uncharacterized. The coding region runs from base 1 to 2739 and encodes 912 amino acids. NCBI's taxonomy places the organism in Eukaryota, Metazoa, Arthropoda, Insecta, Hymenoptera, Braconidae. Gene Ontology annotation, molecular function: nucleic acid binding; RNA-DNA hybrid ribonuclease activity. The record is from RefSeq and is a predicted model, not a curated record. The transcript is spliced from 4 exons.
AUGUGUAGCGAUCACUACCCCAUUGCCACUCUUGUGAAUGUCCCUCCCGACAAAUUCAAACGUUUUUCCUACAAAAUCAACCACUCCAAGGUAGAUUGGGAUGCCUUCCAAGGCUACCUUAAAGUUAAUGAAAACCUCAUUAACAAUACCCCAAAUUCGAUGUCCCCCCAACUCAAAUACGAAUCCUUAAUUGACGUCAUUAUGUCAGCAAUUCAAGCCUCGUCUCCAAAACCCAAGGACUCGUCUAAAUACUUCAACAAACGUAACCGCAGAUCCUCUCCCUCAGCUCCCUGGUGGAACGAAAACUGCUCACAUGCCGUCGCCCUCAGAAGGAAGGCCACAUCCCUUUUCAGAAAAUCUGGCAAAAAAUCAAGUGGUUUAAAAACCGCAAGGCAUAUACCCCCACAAAUAUCCCUAAUCAAGACAAUGAAUCUGCCGAUCAAAUGCGGAGUUUCAUCUCCGACUUCUGUCCCAAACUUCCGCCCAACUACAUCCCCCCCCCUUCCUCCAGCCAUCCCCUGCCAAAGCAACCUCUUUCUUCAAAAAGAGUUAAGCCCACAUGAACUCAAACAUGCUCUCUCCGUCACUAACAGCACCUCUCCUUCAGGCCUGGAUAAAAUCGACUAUUUUGUUUUGAAAAAACUCCCUAACUCCUACAAAAACUGUCUUCUAGACAUCUUCAACUCCCUCCUUAACUCCGGCCCAUUUCCAGAUUCAUGGAGAAAAUUCUUAGUAUUCCUUCUCCCCAAAAAUACCCCGGACAAAUUUCGUCCCAUAGCCCUUGCUUCCUGCACCCUGAAACAUCUCGAAAAAUUAAUAGCCAACCGCCUCAUGUGGUGGCUAGAAACUGAACAAGUCCUGCCCAAUAAUCAGUUCGGCUUCAGAAAACUCCGAUCCUGCGCUGACAACCUCUCUAUUUUAAGCACCGAAAUCCUUACAGGUUUCGCAUCCAAACAAUUCACUCCAUGUGUCUUCAUCGACAUAAAGGGAGCAUUUGACAACGUCAACCCCCUCACUUUAUACAAUGACCUAGCCCGUAUAGGAAUACCCCAAAAAUUAGCUGACUUCGUCUACGUCCUACUAGCCCUCCGCCAACUCUACUUCGUAUCGCCAGAUGAGCUCAACGGCCCCUACCCUAUGGACAAAGGCGCAGGUCAAGGACUAGUCCUUAGCCCCAUCCUAUUCAACAUUUAUACUUCUUUCCUAGCCCAACUCCACCAGUUCCAGGCUGAAUCUAUCUUCUUCGCCGACGACCUCGUAAUCUUUUCUCGCAACUCCAACGUCUCCUCUUCUUUGGAAUCUGUAGAAGAAGCAACCAACUCCAUAGCCAAUCAUCUAUCUGACAGAAACCUUGAAAUCUCCCCUGAAAAAUCUCACCUAAUCAUCUUUUCUAAAAAACACUUCAUCCCUUCCGACUACUACAUCUCUAUCAACGACACUCUCAUUCAUGCCGAAGAAACCCCCCGAUUUCUUGGGGUCACCUUAGAUUUCCGGUUCUCCUUCUCCCCUCACAUCUCAGCCUUAACCACACACCCCAAUAAGCUCAUCACCUUCUACAGAGGUCUAAUUCGGAGCUCCAUAGAAUAUGGCAGUCACAUCCUUCGGUAUAUGGCUAAAUGUUUCUCCCAAUCACUCCACCCUGCUCUCGACAAGCUCGCCUCCCUAUACUCGAUCCUUUCUAGGAAAAACUCCAACAUCCAUAACAUCAAAACCGAUUUCCCCAUUUAUCGCUCGUACACCAAACUCCUGGAGCACAAGCACCGAAUUCACUCCCACUCCCUAGCUACCCCUUACGAAUUUCAGUUCUCUCUCAUCAAUUCCCCGCCUCUAAUCAACACUUCCAUUGGCCAUUCCUUAAAGAAUGCUAAAAACAACCUUGACCUCCACACCCAAAUUUACACUGAUGGGUCGAAAACACAUGAGGGCUCCUAUGUGGGCUUUGCAGUCGUUGUCUCCUCCAAAGAUAUCGUCAUCAAACACAAGAUAACUUCUUAUGCCUCGAUAUUUACAGCGGAAGCCCUAGCCUUAUUAACUUCCCUCCAAACCAUUCAUUCCCUUAAAAUCGAACGCUCCGUUAUCCUCUCAGACUCCCUCAGCGUUCUGACAGCUCUAUCCCAUCUUUCAAACCAAAAAUCUUCCUCUCGCAUAGUCUAUGAAAUCCUCGAACUCUACUCAAAUCUCUCCCUCAAUGGAUACCACAUCUCUCUCAUCUGGAUUCCCUUCCACGCGGGAAUCCCAGGUAAUGAAUUAGCUGAUCGUCACGCCAAAGAGCCCACUACCAACGGCAUCUGUCAUAACACUUGCAUCCCCCACUCUGAGUUCAGAGAAUCUUUGUCGAGGAGCCUGAAAGCCAAAACCGCCAAACUCCUCAGAACCCAAAGCAUCCGUAAAGGCUCCCUCUACUUUAAACACUUCUACAAUGGUUUUCACCCCCCCUGGUUCCACUCCUUAGGUAUUGACAGAUCCCAAAUUUCCUCAAUCUCUAGCAUGAGAUCCAAUGAGAUCCUCUUCCGCAAAAAUAUCGUCAACUCUCCACUCUGUGAAUGUCACCUUCCCGAAACCCUAUCAUAUAUUUUCUGGUUCUGCCCCUUAUAUACCAAUGAACGCACCCCCUUUGUGAAAGCUUUGAAAAAGUUGAAAAUUUCCUCAUUCAACAUCCAAAAGCUCAUCUCUCACCCAAGCACCAAAGUUGCCUUCCUCAUUCACAACUACUUAAAAUCUAUCCACAAAUCAGUCUAA